AUGUUGCCACUAAUGAUGGAUCCUAGAAUUGGCUGGAUUCAACCGGAACAAAAGGGUCCAGCAUAUACAACAUGGAGCGACAUAAUGAUUCAGGAUGUCACUUCACCAUCAACGAAUUUGGAAAAUCUUCGUGCUGGAAGGCCGGACUAUAUCCCUCUGAAUCAUAAAAAUACUUUUAGUGACGCAAAGGAGACUACUGCGUUAAACAACUUGAUAAACGCAGGCAAAAGUCAUGUUAGUAAGAAGAAAAAAGUUGAAAAUCGAACCCCGUGGUGGUCGAAGGAAAAAAGCUAUCCAGACGGCCCAGUUGGGUAAGUCGCCAUUCAGGUCAUUUCAGCGAGAAUUCUUACAACGAAGAAGUGACAACCCUCACAAUUGAAAGCUAAUAAGUUAUUCUUUCGUUUUAUUAAGGCUUCAUGAGGAAAUUCUGGACUUUCAUAAUUUUAUGAAACCUCGUCCUGCUGAACAUAGGAUGCGACAAGAAGUAAUAUCGAGAGUUCAAGAAGUCAUCAAACAACUCUGGCCUACAGCUGAAGUACGUAGGGAAAAUUCACAUAAUUUGCUCAAUUUUUUUGUUAUAAAUUCAAAGUAAGUUUGCUGAAUGGUGUAACAAGUAUGGGAAAUGACGAGGUUUUGUUUUUAUCGAACCAUUUCAGGUGGAGGUCUACGGAAGCUUCCGAACGGGCCUCUAUUUACCAACCAGGUGAGAGCGAGUAGCAACUUUUUGUGAGUCGAAAUAAAAGGUGUUUAUGAUCUGUAACGUUUUGUGCCCUAUUUUAGAUUUUCCUCUCUUGGGUCUUGCUAUCGCCAGUGUGAAAUGGAUCUAAUAAAGAUUAUCGAGUAGUGAAUGGAUAUUACUCUACAACCGUUUAAAUGAAAAGCAAAACAUGUACUGUAUCUUUUCAAUAAACCGUUUGUGGUGAGCAGAAACAAGGUUUUCGUGUAAACAUUAUGCAACCUGAAACCCCCGGAGGAUAUCUCUAUUUUGAACAUAAGCAGUUUCAAAUAGUUCUGAUGUCACAGUACCCAAUUGUAAGUAGUUGUUAUUCAUUUAAAAUCCGUUGCUUCUUAUUAGUGACAUCGAUAUUGUCGUCUUUGGCAAAUGGGAGAGAUUGCCUCUAUGGACGCUUGAACAGGCGCUAACUGCGAACAAAAUUGCGGAGGUUUCGUCGAUCAAGGUCUUGGAUAAAGCAUCGGUGAGACUAGUUUUUUCUUUUAUAGUAUAUUUGUAUUAUGAACACAAAUAUCGCGACAACUCGUGAUGAUAAGCUUAUAUACAAGCUUAAUACUCACUAAUAAAAUACAGAAUAAAUGAGGUUAAAUUACCCCCGAUGUUCUGAAAGCUUGUUAUGUAUUAAAGAUGCACAAAAGCUUCUUUUCUGCUAAUGUUUUCGAAGGACAGCUGUUUUUGUCACUCAGGAAAGGUGUAACAAGCUUUUUCCUUCGCGAAUAACAAAUCUGGAGGAAGUGACAACGCUAUAUAAAUCACAAAAUCGUUAACAUCGCACGGGAAAAUACUUGUUGAAUAUUCACGUAUUGUACAUGAUCCUACUUAUUUCGGUAUGCAAAUUCAAUGCGGGUUUGUCCCUCAGUGAAAUUUGAAUAUUUAUGACCUUUGUUUUCAGACUCUUAUUCUUUUUGCCUGGGGUGUUAUGUAUAAUACUUUGUCUAUCGUCUACAUGUAAUGCCUCAAAAAUUUCAACUACAAGAUUUAAGCACAAGAUUUUUGUGCAGGUGUGUCAUGUUGAAGGACUUAAUGUACUCUCACAAUGAUAAAAGAACAUCAUUUCUGUUAUUUUUUGUCAUAAUGUUAAAUUAUUCCAUAUUUUGCCACUCAUGAAGAAUAGCCAGCUGUAGUUGGGGUUGUUUGGGGGCUUUUGAAAGUACCUACAUCGUUCAGGGUUUUUGUUCACGUCAGUUAAGUAGUGUCAUAAUUUGCAUUAAUUGUAUCAAGUGGAAUUGUGAAUAUUUCAGAAAAUUUUAAGUAAAAUAAUAUUUACACAACUUUUGGCAUCAGUUGAAACUUGUUAAAUUUUAAGAUUCUUCAGCCCAAAUAAAGGAUUUAUACAUGCAGUUUGAUAAAUGUAGUGGAUAUGUCUUAGGUAAAAUCCCCUUUCAGGUUAAAGUAGUAUUCAGCCUAGUUUGAUACAGAAUUUCCUUAAUUUCUUGGCCCUAAUUAUUUAUAGCAGAAAAAGGAAGUUCUGUUUUUUCCUGAGAAACAAUUUUACCCCUAACAGGUAUUGAUAUGACAUUCAGUCCAGUGUUAUUACAAGGAUAGGUGUUCCAUAAUUAUCUGUGCAGAAAGACCUUUUGAAGUCUAAUUUCUAAAUGUUAUAUAGAGCCAGAAUGGCUUAACCAAAAACUAUAACUUUUUUAAAUAAAAAAAAAAUAUGCGUAAAAUGAUGACGAGCAAAAUUAUUCCCUAAUUCACGAGUAUACCAUUUGAUUACCUUUUAAUAUCAUUGGUAGUGCUUCUGAUUGGCUGCAGCAAAUUUUCAUUUUCAGGGCUGAAAAUAACGGCCGGUCAACGGACAAUGUCCAGCCCGAUCACGGACUUGACCGGUCAAACUCUGGUCAUUUUGACCGGUCAUUUUUGGAUACAAACAUUUUAUUUUCCAUACAGUUGUCGCUUAAUGCUCUAUAACCCUGCAAUGAUUUCUUUUUUCUUUGGCGUUUUUUGCUGCUUUGCACUAAACCCUUCUAAGAAAAAGAACACCGCAAUAAAUUAAUUUCAUGUCGUCAUGUCGUAAUGAAACGCAACAAAGUGAAUAACAAACUGAGUUGAAAAGUAAUGCAAUGUUGCAAGUCGUGCUGUACUUUCUGCUUUGCUGUAAUCUGUAAUGUGACCUUCUUUGGGAAUUCAAAGGAAUUCAGGCAAAUUGAUCACAAUUCUCUACAGGUCGUCCUGUGUUUCUCCGGGAAUAAAUGUUAGUGCAUCGAUUAAUAAUAAUUUCUUUUAUGUUGAACAUGAAUCUCAUUUGCAGACUCGAUUCCAGAAUGGUCUGAUAAAAAUUUAAGAUAAUCAAGAGGGAAGGUUGUCGUCUAUCUCGGCGCUAGAUUCUCGUUCUUGUAAACAACUUUAUGCAAAUUUCUGUUGACAUUUGAGCCCUUUGCGAUAAAAUGUUGCGUGAUGACUCAAAUUUAUUUAUUGACUUCUGAUGAUAAACACGCUGUUUGUGGAACAAACUUCUCGCCAAUGCAAAUCAACUUCUUUGCCGAAAAUAUUAGCGACAAUUCUUCUUUGAGGAGGUGACUUUCGAUCACGUGCCAGGCAAGGAAAAAGAUCAAGUUUCACCGAUGUUCAUUUCGGAACNACAUGAAUCUCAUUUGCAGACUCGAUUCCAGAAUGGUCUGAUAAAAAUUUAAGAUAAUCAAGAGGGAAGGUUGUCGUCUAUCUCGGCGCUAGAUUCUCGUUCUUGUAAACAACUUUAUGCAAAUUUCUGUUGACAUUUGAGCCCUUUGCGAUAAAAUGUUGCGUGAUGACUCAAAUUUAUUUAUUGACUUCUGAUGAUAAACACGCUGUUUGUGGAACAAACUUCUCGCCAAUGCAAAUCAACUUCUUUGCCGAAAAUAUUAGCGACAAUUCUUCUUUGAGGAGGUGACUUUCGAUCACGUGCCAGGCAAGGAAAAAGAUCAAGUUUCACCGAUGUUCAUUUCGGAACAUCAACGUAAAACAAGCAUGUGCAGAUUUUGUAAAAUAACCCAAUUUUUUUCUUUCGUAAUUUCUUAAGUUUGCUGAACGGUAUGUGUAUUCCGUUUCCUGAACCUUGAGAGUUUGAAAAGGAUUUACGCUUCACUUUUUACCUCUAGAGACCUCAGACACCGCCGUGCAAUGAUACUCAAGGUAGAACGUAACAUUAAAAUGCGCGAAAACCACAGAAAGGAACUCUACAAUAUGCGAAUGCAUUUUUUACCAACUUGCUGUCAAAAAUGAGAACGUCAAUGUAGUAAUAACGAUCUAUUGCCAGCAUAAUUGGAUAUUCCUAAGGCAAAAAAAAAUGUAUUAGUAUUCAUUAUUUGACCGGCCAGAAUCGGGGUUUAUCCGGGCUAAAAAAUAUGUGGCCGGUCAUCAUGACUGGCAACCUGCUGUCUAUUAUUUUCAGCCCUGAUUUUUCAGCAUGGAAUUUCUGCAUUUGUUCCUCAGGCAUAAUUUUUCAGGGAAACUAUUGGUGGCAUUGCAAAUUGUCAAUUAUGCUGAGUAGCCUGGAAAUCACAGUGUUAGAGCACUGGGCUCCCUGAAAUUUUUCUUAGAGCACAGCCUUGCAUUUUUCCUACCAGUCAUGUGCAAAGUAACUGACUGCUAGCAGAGCAUUACAUCUCACCUAUUUUUAUAGUGUGCUGUGUAUCUGCAUUGUGUUUUUGAUAUAAAGAAGCAUUUCCUUUACAAGAAAAAAUCUGAGAAUGUAAAAGUGAUGUGCUAUCUAUGAACAAAAAUUUCUUGCAAGAAUUUGUAAAGAUUUUACAUUGAAUACAACUGAACAGUCACCCACUUUGCACUUAUUCAGCCAUGGUUAUAAGGUAAGGGGUGAUAUACAGUUGGUGUUGUGGUGUUUGUCUUAGAGGGGGUUAACUGUUUUGAUUUGACAACUGGCUUGCUUCAAAUGAUGCAUUUGCUGCAAAAAGUCUUUACCUGUACAUAACAGUUGGUGGGCUUGUUGCUACACCAUUUUUGGCCACUAUACAUCACCCCAGACAAUUACAAAAUAUUUUUUCAAUAUAAUAUAGUUAAUAUAGUAAAUAUAUAAUUGAAGAUGAUUUUUUAAGUGGUCCUUGUCAGGGUGGGUAAUUGCAGAGCUAUCUUGUUUCUAUUGAGAGAACUGCAAAAUGUUUAUUGUACAUGUAGUUCUUAACUUUGAGUGUGUUGGCUAAGACUUGUGAUGCUGAUCAUUUGAGACUUUUCUUGUGAUAAUCAUGAUAUUUACUAAGUUUAGGGUUUAAAACUGAAAGUGGCAGAAUUAUAAUUUUGUCUAUCAUGUGAUUGACAAAGAUGCCUUUCAUGUGAUAAUCCAAAAUACUGCACUAUUCCAGGGGGCUUGUUGGAGCUAACACAUAGCCCUGGUGAAGUCUAUCAAAAUGAUGUAACAUAAUGCAUGCAAAAAAGUUAAACCCUGUGUCAAUAUUUUGCAUUUUCAAGGUCUGUUACGGUUGCUUUAUAUUGUAGCAGUAAAUAUACAAAGCCAAAACAUCUGAUAUCUUUAAAAAAAUAACAAUUAUUAAUCGUGGCUUUUUGUAACAUUUUCUUUAUUCAGGUGCCUAUAAUCAAAAUGACAGACCAGAAAACCAGUGUGAAAGUGGACAUAAGCUUCAACGUCCCAGCUGGGUUAAAAGCAGCCGACUUCAUAAAGGUAAACCUUUUUGAAUGGCUUUCCAUCAUCUUUGUCUGAGGAUGCAAUGAUAUUAUUUGCCCAGUAGUGUGUGGCUGAUGACAAACUUUUAAACAAAAAGCUUGCCAUAUUUACCGUGUAACAGAAAAACAUUUUCUUGUAAAAUUUAUUUUUUAAUUUAUUAUUUUGUGAUGUGAAUUUUAAUCUUUNACUUGUGAUGCUGAUCAUUUGAGACUUUUCUUGUGAUAAUCAUGAUAUUUACUAAGUUUAGGGUUUAAAACUGAAAGUGGCAGAAUUAUAAUUUUGUCUAUCAUGUGAUUGACAAAGAUGCCUUUCAUGUGAUAAUCCAAAAUACUGCACUAUUCCAGGGGGCUUGUUGGAGCUAACACAUAGCCCUGGUGAAGUCUAUCAAAAUGAUGUAACAUAAUGCAUGCAAAAAAGUUAAACCCUGUGUCAAUAUUUUGCAUUUUCAAGGUCUGUUACGGUUGCUUUAUAUUGUAGCAGUAAAUAUACAAAGCCAAAACAUCUGAUAUCUUUAAAAAAAUAACAAUUAUUAAUCGUGGCUUUUUGUAACAUUUUCUUUAUUCAGGUGCCUAUAAUCAAAAUGACAGACCAGAAAACCAGUGUGAAAGUGGACAUAAGCUUCAACGUCCCAGCUGGGUUAAAAGCAGCCGACUUCAUAAAGGUAAACCUUUUUGAAUGGCUUUCCAUCAUCUUUGUCUGAGGAUGCAAUGAUAUUAUUUGCCCAGUAGUGUAUGGCUGAUGACAAACUUUUAAACAAAAAGCUUGCCAUAUUUACCGUGUAACAGAAAAACAUUUUCUUGUAAAAUUUAUUUUUUAAUUUAUUAUUUUGUGAUGUGAAUUUUAAUCUUUUAUGCAAUGUUCUGUUUCUAUAAAAAAAUUAUAUCCAUGUUUUUGUCCAAGGGUUUUGAAUAUAAAAAAUUCUUUUGGAAAAAAAAUUCAUAACUGUAGUAAUAUAUUCUUUGAUAAAUCUUACCUUGUGUUUCAUUACCUGGAUUCUUGGCUAGUCCAUGAUUUGCUUUAAAAAAUUUUGGCUGUCUUUGAGAAAAGUUGUUUAUUUUCUGUUAGGGGAGGUUGUUGAAAUGGUUCCUUAUUAAUAAUAAAAAGAGUCCUUAUUCACAACAAAGAGAUGUGGCUUUACAAAAUAUGGUUGUACGAACUAAUUAAAUAUUAAAAGCAAUCACAAUCAGACAAAUUGAAAGAUACAUUUCUUAAUAAAAGAUCUUUUAGAGCGUUCCAUUUCGACUGCAGGUAAAAUAAAAUUAUGCCCUUGAUCUCGCAAACGUCUCUUUCUUUAAGGGGGCAACAGCUCAAAAAAUGGGAUGUGAGGGAUUCUCUGUAAUAGUUUUCCAUAACUUGCAGUCCCAAUUUUUUAAUAACCUUACUUAUAAGUUAUUUGUAUAUCCAAACCUAAAGGCACGUUUAAAAAAUGUCACUAUGAUCCCGUAACAAAAAAACUGGGGCAUAAUAAUUAACAGGUUAAAUAAUGUUGUCGGUUGAUCUUUAGGGUAUGUAAAAUAUUUAAACACAUGUAAAAUGAGUUUAAAACAGCUUCUAGCUUAUUCAACAACAUGUAGUUGUGAAAGACUCGUGAAGGAAAUGGUUACCCCGGUGAUGGUUUUUUCGGUGUCAUUUGAGACUAAAGGCUUUAUCCUGAAUAUCACUGAACAUGAUUUUUUUUGUUCAUGGCACCUAGAAGAGGGUUUGCAAGGCAAACCUCUUUCCUGAAAAUAAAUUAUUUUUUGUCAAAGUUCCUGAAUUCCCGAAACUGCAAAAGCAGUUUUAUAGGCACGUUGGUAUGAGGUGUUAACACACAUCUUAAUUAUUGCACAUUCUGUUAAUCUUGAGUAACUGGGGAAAUGUGCAUCCUUGGCUAAAUGCAAUAAGAAUGUAGCAGUAGCUCACAUUGAAUGGUACUGAACAACACAACAAAAACAUCCAGAGUUUAUAUCCUGUCUCACAGGACUCGAAAUUGCGACUGAUACGGUCCCCAAUGCGACUAACAUUUUCUCCUUGGCAACUAAAAAUUCUGGUUUAGUCGCCACUUCGGCAACCAGAUUUCUUAAUGAUUUAGAUUUAAAUUAAAAGAGUUAAGUUAAAACAAACAUUUCAUCUUAUCGUGCUUUGCUUUCAUCACAAAAAAUGUGCCAAACCGCAUAAACAAAGCCAGUUUACCUCCAAAUUUAUAUCGACUUCUGUCUGUGAUAUUUUCAAACAAUCAAAUAUGAUGGAUUGUGCCAUACUAUGAGCUGCAUCAUUUACAUUAUAUAAACUGGCGACUGAAAAUUUGCAUCUGGUGACUAUAUCUCUCCAGUUUGUAGCCAAAAGGCGACCUGAGAAACUUUUUUUAUUUUGAGCCCAAUCUCAGCAAAAACCCCAAGUGGUUGACUGGUUCUGUUUUUUAAUUAUACAGGAUCAGAUAGAAAUUUUCCCUUGCCUUGAACCCUUGGUGCUUGUCCUAAAGCAAUUCUUACUUCAGCGUGACCUUAAUGAAGUAUUCACUGGUGGGAUCAGUUCAUACUGCCUUAUCUUGAUGACUAUCAGCUUCCUGCAGGUGCGUGAUUUGUGAUUCCCAAAUGUGUUCAAUACAGGGUUAAAUAAAAGUCAGGUUUACAGCCUACUCGAUGAGCAAGCUUUAGCUACAAUCUUGGACAAAACUGUUGAGAAAAUUGCAUACUUGGGAAGCAUUUUUCUAAACGUCAUAGCCGUACCGGUUCUUCCCUCUCCCCCUUCCCCUGAAAGUAAUGUUGUGUAUUCAAAAGAAAGCCUGAUCCCUUGGCGUUGGUAGGAAGCAACAUUGAAUUGGGGGAAGGGGUUUUCUUUCCCCAAAGGCGUCGUUUUGGAAAUAGUUUUGUUGCGUGGGAAAGUGGACAAGAUGGAGAAAACUUUCACAAGUAGUUUUGUCCUGGAUUGUAGCAGGUACUAGCCCAAUGGUAACUAACCUGAAUUUUUUGACAUACAUGUUAAUGAUUAAUUUAUUAUUGUUAAUUAAUCAGUUACUUGCUUUAUUUAAUCACUGUAAUAAAAGAGAUAAUUUCACUUUGCCAGAUCAGCUAGAAAAACAGCUUUUGAUCCACAUGAAGUUUUCAGGAAUUUAAACAAUAUUUGUCUCACAGUACUUCUGUAAUUUGUAUUCCCCCAAAAAACUUCACUGGCCCAUCAGGUAAGUUAAGAACAGAAUUCAGUAGCCCGAGUGCCAAUUCCACUAGCCACUGGCUAUCGGACAUGACUUUCUUUGCACGGACGAGUCAUCCAAAUAAAAAUGUCACCUUGGGACGGAUACAGGACUGAAAACAAAUACGUAAAAGUACAACUAUACCCUCUUUCCUUCCUUCCUUCCCAAAUUUACAAUUUUAUAAGAACGACACCUGUACUACUAAAUGAUAAUUUUCCAAAAUAAAUAUUUUCCUCUAACUUUUUUCACAUUUUUCACACAGCACCGUAGAACACCUCCUUCAAAGAAUCUUGGAGUGCUUUUGAUUGAAUUCUUUGAACUAUAUGGUAAACAUUUUAACUAUACAAAUGUUGGAAUCAGGGUCAAAGAUGGUGGCACGUACUUUUGCAAGCAUGAGGUGAAUGAGCAAAAUAAAAUAUUUUAUGGCUAUAACAGACUAUUUUCUUUAAUACUACUGGUAAAUACCACACUGUACCCAGCCCUAUCAAAACAUGUAGGUGGGCAAAGUCUGCAUUCAAUUUUAUUGUUUGUUUCCUUUGUUUGACGGGAACUCACACCUUUUUAAAUAGUGGUGAUGAUGAUGAUGAUGAUGAUGGUGAUGAUGAAAUUCCUUUAAUAAUACUCUGUAGGGUUUGUGAAGGGAGUAACAGCCAUUUCUUUUAUUCAGCCCUUCAGACACUGCAACAAACCCACUUUUUCUGUAACAAUUAAUUUUAUUUCUCGGUUCUUUGUCAUUUAGGUUAUGCGUGGUAUGAAUGAUGUGUAUAAUCAACCUGCUCUCCUGUGCAUUGAAGAUCCUUUCACACCAGGUAAACAGAACAUACCAUAUUUCCUCGAAUAAUAUCUGUCCCUCAAUUAAUUGGCCCUCUCAAAAAAUUGCCCCCCCCCCCCUUUUGACAGAAAUAUUUAAGCAAUAUUUAAGGAAAUGCGGUACCUUCAGUGUGAAAGUUGCACCCUAUAUGCUGUAGCUGUGUGACAUUUGGGGUUUAUCAUUGUAGUGAAAAAUGUUUCAAUUCACCAGGCAACUGCAGGUGUCAGUCACUAUAUUUGUCCAAAGACCUUCAGUGCUGUAUGGGCUGCCUAGAGUCAUAGCUUAUGCUGUGAUGUUCUUGUGCUUUUUGUGCUCCCAUAGUGAUGUUUUUCUCCUAGGACUUAGUAGACAAAGUAUUCAAGAAUAAUUCCAAAUUCGGAUGAGAAGUACCAAGCCCUCCGUGUUAAUUCACCCUCCCUCUUAUUCUUUAGAUUUCUUAUAAUAUUAGUCACCUCUCCAGGGGUUUCAUUAAAAAUUGCAGUAGUAGGAGAAUAGUGUAAAGUAACAGGAGAAUAUUUUGAAAGAGUGAAGCCCUUUUCCGGAAAGAGCUUGAAAAUAAAUUUUGCAUUUUAAACCCUGCUGGGAUGGCUACUCUCUGUCUGACUACUUUCCUACUGUCUAAUAGCAAAUUUUAUUUCUCUUGGCUCCCUCAGGGAAUAUAAACACUGCACACAUCUACAUGGUUUAAAAACAUUUUUUCUUUGAAUUAACGGGCAUAUUGUUAAAUUAUGAUCGACUUCUAACCCUGUUACACACUCCUAGAGUUGUGACAUUUGGCUCUAUCUUAUUAAAUACCAAACAUACCAAAGAGUGGAAAUAAAAUAAUUCUCUAUAUGCUUUUACUUCAAUUCAAUAUUUUAAAGAUGUUUUCAAUAGUGAAAGCACGGGCCAUGAGAAACUUUUCCCGACUCUGUUGGCGAAACGUGCUUGCACUAGACGUAACACAUUUAAACAAAUUCGCUCUCAGCACAAAACUUUGCAUGUCUGGUUUAAUAGAGAUCUAUCAAAUAUUGACGAAUAUCUCCUCUUUGUUUCCUCUGCAGUGAGCAUUUAUAAUGUGCCAGUUUAGAAGUCAUUGUUAAAAUAGAAAAAUCUCAAAAUUUGCAUUUGCUUCGUAGUAAUUUGAUACUCUGUCAUUUAUAUAUGGAAAAGAUCACCAAAUUUUUUUCCAUAGCAGUUCACAAAGAAAUCGUUCUUUUUAUUCAUAAAGGUACUUGAUUCUUAUCGCUUAAACUUUUCUCGUCAUAACUUUGCCACUAUGAUUUGUUCAUCAUGUACUUUUUUUGUUUCACGUUUUGCCUUUAUUAGUAUUUCUUCAUUUAAUAAUUGUUCGUGUGCGAAUUAAAAAGUGUCGAGCAUACAGUCAACUUUCCACGCUCAGCAAACCGCCUAAUAUUUUACACGUCCCCUGUUAGUUUUGUUGAGCUUAACUGCUAGAAUUUAAAUAAGGUUUUAUGUAUUUGUUAUUUAUUUAGGAAUGUAAAGCAAGUGGAUAAGCACUAAAAUUACACAUUUCUGGGAAUAAUAAUUUCUUUUUACAUAACAUAUCCACGUCUGAUUUGUAAAAUAGCCAUACUUCAAUGCGUAAUGAAACCCCUGCCUCUCUCCUAACCACACUCAACCAUCUCCGCCUCUGUCAAGGGCUUUCAAUUAGACUGGCACCUGCCAGUGCUCUGUCAGGGUAUCCUGUUGUGAAUGAUCAAUUAUAUUAACUGAAUGUUUAGUAGAAUGUUCUUAAUUGCUUAAAAAGGCUCUGCUUCCCCUACCCCCUCUAGCAUAAGCCAGACGACUCAGUGACUCUGGUCUAGCUAGGAUUGCAUCGUCUUUUUCUUGCAUGUAAUUAAGCUGGUAGGACAGUUUCAGUGCUUUUUUAUCAAGUUUGUUUGAAGAUAUUGAUCUCUGAAUGAUAUCUGACUUACCAAGCUCAUUACAGUGAGACUACUGUAACCAGGGCCGCUUAGACAAAGUUGUCCAAUCAUAUUACGGGACAAUAACAAUACAUUCUAAGAAAGUUGGUUGUGGACCAGUCAGCAGCUCGUAAUAAGAACAGUAAGUUGCUCGAAGCCCCAAAUUUAACUAUUUUAUUAAUAUAGCAAAAUGUUUUUCAAGAAAGCAAAAUGUUUUACCAGGCAAUGGUUUCUAUUCUAAACAUUACAUACAACACCCAAGAGACAUAUCUGUCUGACACAAGCUGUUAUUUUGUCAUACAUCAGCAAUUUCUUUGCUUCCAUUGCUGCGCUUUGCAAUAACAUGCUACCUCAAGUCGAAAAUGUAACUAACAUUUACAUUUUUUUGCCUCCGUCAUUCACCUUAACAGUCCUCUCAGUAAAUGGAUGCUUUCAUUGACGGGUUCAAAAGGUCACAUCUGUAGGUUGUGAUUGGUUAAUAUCAGUCUAUGUUGUUGAUUUCGUUUCAUGGUUUAUGAUUGGCAACUAACUUUCUCGGAAUGUAUUGUUAUUUUCCGGUAGUCUGAUCGGUCAACUUUGUCCAGGUGGCCCUGGUUAUAGUAGUUACACUGUAAUAUUAUUUCUGAGGAGUUUUAAAUAAGCCUGUCGUCACCCGCAUGUGGCUUUUUAGAAAAUUCAUGAUUCAAAAUAGUUAUUAUUGUGUUGUUGGUGGUUUACAGAGAACUACAUAGGCAAGAGUUCGUAUAAAUUCAUGGAGCAGUUCGUCCGGAAACUUAUACGGAUACUUUGGAACUCGUUUGGUGACAACUCCCUAUAACUGUUCUGAAGACUGUCCGUUCUUUCACAAUAUUAAAAGAAUUAUUUUCCAAACCUUCGCCUUCAAAGGGAACCAUUUCUCUUUGGCUGAUACUGUAGAAUGGAAACAUAUCUAGCUAGAAAAUUUUUUUUUUUAUAAGACUUAUCUUCUACAGCAGGUAAGAAUAAAGUUUGUCUAGUUAUCUAUUUGGUAGUCUUCUACUCCUAAACCAGAAGGCCUGGCCCCAGUUUUUCAGUAGGUGGAUAAUGCUAUCCAUUGGAUAAAUGACUAUCCACUGGACAGCGCAAUUGGUUUUGCUAAGACUUAUCCAUUGGAUAGUUAUUUAUCCGGUGGAUAGCGCUAUCCAUCUUUUGAACAACCGGGUGUGGUUUAAAUGUAUGAUACUCUCCCCCUGCCCCCCCCCCCCAAAUUGAGUGUUGUUUGCUAUAACUCUUAAGUGUGGAGGAGAUAGCAUAUUGUUUUAAGAGUUUUUUUGUUUUGUUUGUUUGUUUGUUUGACAUUAACUGUUUUUUGACUAGCAGACUCCAUGGUGAUGAAGGUGGUUAUCUUGGGCGGGUUGUUUCAGUGAAGGAUGAUGUAGUAGAGUAUCGAGAAUGGGUAGAGAGUGUCUGGGCACAAUACAGUACUCCAUUGAUUACUCAAGUUAGCUGCCCAACAGUUCCAACGUAUGCAAGCAUAGCAAACAGGCAUGCCCAGCCUGGGAGUGUUAUAAAGACUCAAGGUGUGACAUUGCAGGACAUGUCCAACAGAAGUGCCACUUGGCCUAGCUGUAGAUCACAAUCAAACGUGGAAACAGCUGUGUUUGAAACCAGAAUGGCCGUGCAGAGGGAGUGGCAACAAAGUACAGACUGCCUUUAUACUCUCGCUGGUGGUAUUAGAACAAAACCAAGUACAAACUCAGUGUGGACAGCAACCUCUGUUCGAAAACUGGCAGAUUCACUUGCCCAAGACAAUGUUGCCAGGAAAAAAGGAGGUAAUGAAAUGAGGACUGCUGACAGUGUUCGGAUAACAAAGCUAUCGUCAAACUCAAAACCUUCACCCACAAACUCUAAUCAGAUAACUCUGUCUUCAGAAGUGAACUCUUACUCGGCAGUGACAAAGCACUCAAGGACUGCAACUUUAAAGGAAAAUCUUCCUACUUCAACAAAGACCAGUGUAGUCAACUUGACAGCUAAAUCUGUGUUAGAUUCAGGUGCAACAUCAACCAAAACUUCUGCAGUUGCACCAUCAUCAAAGUCAAAAGCUGUGUCAGCGUCACAGCAAAUGUCAACAAACAAUUCUUUUGCAAUUGACUCCAUGUCUAAGCCAAAAUCAAUGUCGCCUGGCUCAGGAAAUGCUCUGACUAAGGUGCCUGUAGUUGACUUGACAUCCAACUCAAAGGCAGCAUCAGUUUCAGGGCAAACUUCGACAAAGUCAUUGGGACAGACUUCAGUGAAGGCGCUGGUGAAAAUGCCUGAGAAUGACUUGGCAUCAAAGUCAAAGUCUGUUUCAACUUCAGGACCAGUAAGUGGUGGCUCUCACAAAAAGACUGAGGAACGAAAAACAUCAGCUUCUAAUAACAAUGUAAGUGGCAACCAUUCUACACAGAGUUUAAGUUUCUAAAGAAUACAUGGUUGACAUUUUUUGUUUUUUUGAGGCUGAGUGAGAAGUAACUUGAGUUAUUCAUUCGUUUACAAAACGUUAUGGCAUGACCAUUCUUGGAAUGUUUUAAUUUAAUUUCAAUUUUACAAAAAACAAAUUGAAUAGAAUCUUUUUUAUCUUUAACUGUGGCUGCUGUUGAAAGUGGUAGGGUCUUCAUAGAGAUAUUCAGCCAUGCGUGUACAUGUUUAUUAUAGGUAAGACCUGUUCUCAGGUUCAAACAGUCUUCAAUCCAAGUUACUGUCAGGGUUAAAAUCCUGACAUACAGCUAAUGCUUAUAGGUAGAGUACAGUUUUUACCUGAAAAGGGAUUUUAACUUCAAGUGAUUUCUUGUGUGCUGAUUGGUCAAGAGCUAUGUUUGAUAAGAGUACAGACUAUGGAAGUGAUGUGUUGGCGGCGCAAUUUGUUUUUCUCUUUAUCGUGCAUGCGAUUUUCCAAGAAACUUCAACGGAAAUGGACAUCAAAAACUGUCAGUGUUAUUACAAUGGAAAACAAUAAUUUUCCAUGGCCCGUUCUCUCAUCGAUCAUAGAAACAACAUCAAAAUGUUCACAACUUUACAGUAAAACUACUCACCUAUGGCUGGUUCCACUCAAGUUUUAAACAUUUUGACGUCAUUUCUAUGGUCAAGAAAAGUACAGAUCAUGGGAAAUUGUUGUUGAUUUGUUAAUCACCUUCAGCAGAAACUGUGGUUUGCUGGUAUUCCUGAUGCUCUGACGUUUUGCCUGCGAGCAAGUUCUCUCAACAUCGCCCCAAUUGAGGGAGCUUUCCUGCAGGCUACCUAAUCUUAAAUCCUUGCCAUACUUAGUACAUUUGCAAAUUUUUUAUACAUUUUGGUAUUUGAUAUUAAAAGUAGCAAAAUGAGAAAGUAAAUGUCACGAUCAUUUAGAAUAAAUUAUUAGCACCAUAAUCACUGCAAGUCUUGAUUGAUUUCUUCGCUUUAAUCUUUUGUCACUAGCUGAAGUGCGUUAUGUGUGAAUUAUUAAAGUAGUUAUUCUUUUAAAAUGUUUAGAAUGCAGUGGUUGUCACUUCACCAAAGCUGGUCUCAAAGACCAGUAGUCACCUGAAUAAAGACAAUGGCAUAGGAAGACAAGGCCCCCCAACAACAGUUUUAAACACAAGCAAAAGUAGUAACAACAAUCAUCAAAAUAGCAACAUUACUAAAAACACCAAUGGUAAUUCAAAGGUCUCGUCAAAGCAGAAGAAAGGAAAAUCAGCAAAGACUAAGAAGGGCAAAAGUUCGUGA
Molecule: messenger RNA, 14937 nt
Organism: Porites evermanni
Lineage: Eukaryota; Metazoa; Cnidaria; Anthozoa; Scleractinia; Poritidae
Source: the annotation of a GenBank genome assembly